Podarcis raffonei (Aeolian wall lizard) is the source of this 2562-nucleotide messenger RNA. It is a transcript of the gene DUSP6, whose product is annotated as dual specificity phosphatase 6. Gene Ontology annotation, molecular function: protein tyrosine/threonine phosphatase activity; MAP kinase tyrosine/serine/threonine phosphatase activity. Bases 181 to 1338 code for a protein of 385 amino acids. Gene Ontology annotation, biological process: protein dephosphorylation; negative regulation of ERK1 and ERK2 cascade; positive regulation of apoptotic process. NCBI's taxonomy places the organism in Eukaryota, Metazoa, Chordata, Lepidosauria, Squamata, Lacertidae. Gene Ontology annotation, cellular component: cytoplasm; cytosol. The transcript has 3 exons. The record is from RefSeq and is a predicted model, not a curated record.
AAGGGGGUUCCUGCUCCGUCCCUUCUCCACUGUUAACGGAGGCCGGGAGCUCGCCCGAGGAGUUCCCGAGUUGCGGCUGCCUUCGCCCCGGCUGCACCCGUGCCCUCUGCCCCGGUGGUCCGCGUGGCCCUUUGGAGAGGGGCGUUUUCCACAGCCCCCCGCCGCCACCCGCCUUCCCCGAUGCUAGAUACGCUCCGACCCGCCGCUCCUCCUUUCGUGGUGUCGGACAUGGCGCUGUGCAAGACGGUGGCGUGGCUGAACGAGCAGCUGGAGCUGGGCACCGAGCGCCUGCUGCUGAUGGACUGCCGCCCGCAGGAGCUGUACGAGUCGUCGCACAUCGAGUCGGCCAUCAGCGUGGCGCUGCCGGGCAUCAUGCUGCGGCGCCUGCAGAAGGGCAACCUGCCCCUGCGCGCCCUCUUCGCCAGCGGCGAGGAGGAGCGCGAGAAGUUCGCCCGCCGCUGCGGCACCGACACCGUCGUCCUCUACGACGAGAGCAGCAGCGACUGGAACGAGAACACGGCCGGGGACUCCGUCCUGGGGCUGCUCCUCAAGCGCCUCAAAGACGACGGCUGCAAGGCCUUCUUCCUGGAAGGUGGUUUCAGCAAGUUCCAGGCAGAGUAUGCCCUGCAUUGCGAAACUAACUUGGACAGUUCAUGUAGCAGCAGUUCUCCCCCUCUGCCAGUCCUGGGCUUGGGUGGCCUCCGAAUCAGCUCCGACUCCUCUUCAGACAUUGAAUCUGACAUUGACCGAGACCCUAACAGUGCCACCGACUCUGACGGCAGCCCCUUGUCCAAUAACCAGCCUUCUUUCCCGGUAGAGAUCUUGCCCUACCUCUACCUGGGCUGUGCCAAGGAUUCCACCAACUUGGACGUUCUAGAAGAGUUUGGCAUUAAAUACAUCUUGAAUGUCACCCCCAACCUGCCUAAUCUCUUUGAGAAUGCUGGCGAGUUUAAAUACAAGCAGAUCCCCAUCUCUGACCACUGGAGCCAAAACUUGUCUCAGUUUUUCCCUGAGGCCAUCUCUUUUAUAGAUGAAGCUCGUGGGAAGAACUGUGGCGUGCUUGUGCAUUGCCUGGCAGGGAUCAGCCGCUCUGUCACCGUGACGGUCGCCUACCUGAUGCAGAAGCUCAACUUGUCCAUGAACGACGCCUACGACAUUGUCAAGAUGAAGAAAUCCAACAUCUCCCCCAACUUCAACUUCAUGGGCCAGCUGUUGGACUUUGAGAGGACUCUGGGGCUCAACUGCCCCUGUGACAACCGCGUCCCCAGCCAGCAGCUGUAUUUCACCACCCCUUCCAACCAAAACGUCUUCCAGGUGGACUCCCUGCAGUCCACGUGAGCACCAGCCACGUCCCAGCUCUUCCAGCCUUGGGUUGUGUGAUCAUUCCUCCACGAUGCUUCUCUUUGACGGCAGCAAAGGAAUCCAGCUCUCUUUUGUGGAUGCUGCUCUUGAGCAGUAGCCGGCCUGUGUGCUUAAAAAUAAAAAGGUUAACAAAGUUUGGAAUCUGCUAUUGCAAAGGGAGGGAACCAGCCGAGUUCUCCCGGGGGGAAACAACCACCAUAAACUCUUCAGACCUUGCCUCUAGGUAGGCCACGCAUUUUUGCUCGAUGCACAAACCGCCACCUAUACAGUGACUUGGAACUGAGGACUUCCAAACACAGAUAGGGGGGAGGAAGAAUGGACACUAUGAGCACAUGUAAGACUGGGGAAAAUGUAUUCAAUGCAUUUGUAAUAUAUUGUGUUGUCUUCAGUGAAGACUAAUUGUGUGUCCCCUCCCGCCCCCCAAUUUUGAUUUAGAGGAGCCAAAGAGAGGUUUAAGCUCAAAUGUGUUUGGAAUUUUUGUUUGCCAAGAGCUUUGUAAUGCUUGGCUUGGUUGAUGUUAAAAAGUUUUAAAUCCUGAAUCGAUAAGCAACAUCAGUAAAAUGAUAGGUACCAGAGGUCAACUCAAGGGGCGUUCUUUCUCUCUCCAUUCUUCCUUUUGUAUGCAAAGGAUACAUUUUUGCAGCAUGCUUGAUUUUACUGUUGAAAUGAGGCAAACUUGCUUCCUUGUUUAGGGAAUCUCUGUCUAUGCUUUGGGGUUUGUUUACUCGCAUUUUGUGAAUGGAUAAAGUAUCUUUUGUGGUGAUUAUAUAUAUAUAUAUAAUUUUCUUUUGCAGGGGUGUGCCAUCAACAUAGGGUCUCAUUAUGACUUAAUUUGGCCUUACCUUUUGUAAAUAGCCUAGUUUGCAUUUUUCUUUUGGAAGAGAGUUACAUUUUCAGAACAGAAGAUUCUUUUUUCUGUAAAUUAUCAAAUUAAAAACAAAACAAUUUUGUGCUAAGCAGUGCAUUACCUCUGUACAAACUCUUCAGGGAGCUUCACCUCAAAUGCAAUAUCUUGCAUUUAUUUUUGUAUAAAACUGGAAGUGUGUGUGGGUGUGAGCAUGUGUACCUGUGUAAUAUGCAAGAAGGUCUUGCACACAAUUGUCCAUAAGGGAGUGUCUCUGAUUUGCCAGUGUAAAAGUUGGGAUUUUAUUCUAAGAAUGUUGAGAUCAUAAAUUAUUAAUAAAUAACUAUUUUUGGCUA